This is a messenger RNA of Schistocerca cancellata (South American locust), 3368 nucleotides long. RefSeq names its product sialin-like. The transcript has 11 exons. Gene Ontology annotation, cellular component: plasma membrane. NCBI's taxonomy places the organism in Eukaryota, Metazoa, Arthropoda, Insecta, Orthoptera, Acrididae. The record is from RefSeq and is a predicted model, not a curated record. Gene Ontology annotation, molecular function: transmembrane transporter activity. Gene Ontology annotation, biological process: transmembrane transport; monoatomic anion transport. Bases 62 to 1747 code for a protein of 561 amino acids.
CGGCAGUGGCUGCGGCGGCGGCGGCGGCCCCUGGGAGUAGAAGGAAGCCCGCGUAGUCGCCAUGGAGGACGCCAGCAGACCGGCCGUGCCUGCCGGCACUUACGAUGUGGAGUGCAACGGGAAGGUAUCGGACACGCAGAAAGCUGCUGCCGGGCUGCGGUGGCGGCGGGCGCUGGGGGCGGCGAGGCGGGCUCGGGAGGCGGUGCCGGCGCGAGCCGUGCUCUGCGUGGUGGGCUUCUUCGGCUUCUUCACCAACUACAUGCUGCGCGUCGCCAUCAACAUCGCCAUCGUGGCCAUGGUGCAGCCCCGCGACCUCAACGAGACACUGCAGGCCGGCGGUGGAGACAACGCCAGCGCGCCCGUCGGCGAAUGCUACGCGGGGGCGGAAGAUGACGGCGCGGCUGCCAACCUCACUGCCGCGGGCGACUUCGAUGCCUUCAACGGAACCGCCUUCUGGGACGAGGAACGCUUCCCGUGGACGAUGGAGCAGCAGUCGCUGGCGCUGGGUGCCUUCUACUGGAGCUACGUGGUGGCGCUUGUGCCCGGCGGUCUGCUGGCGCAGCGUUUCGGCGCCAAGCGCGUCUUCGGGGGCGCCAACCUGCUGUGCGCAUUCGCCUCGCUGCUCAUACCUGUGGCGGCGCGCACACAUCUCUUCCUGCUGGUCGCCGUGCGCCUGGUGCAGGGAGCCGCCUCGGGCACAACGUGGCCUGCAAUGAACGUGAUGGGCAGCCGCUGGAUUCCGCCCACCGAACGAAGCAAGUUCAUCGCCACCUACCUCGGCAACUCGGUGGGCACGGCGGCGACGUACCCGCUGUGCGGCGUGCUGAUCGCGCGCCUCGGCUGGUCGGCGGCCUUCUACGUGCCGGCCGGCUUCACGCUGGUGUGGUGCGCCCUCUGGUGGCUGCUGGUGUUCGACUCGCCCGCCCAGCACCCGCGCAUCUCCAAGGCGGAGCGUCUCUACAUCGAGGAGGCCGUCGCGCCCACCAUCGCCGCCACGCGGCCUGCGGUCCCGUGGCGCCGUAUGGCGACGUCGCUGCCCAUGUGGGCGCUGGCCAUCUCUAACGUCGGCUCCGUCUGGGUCUUCAUGACGCUGCUCACCUACGGCCCUACCUACCUCAAGCACGCCCACGGACUCGGCAUCGAGCAGAACGGGCUGGUGUCCGGGCUGCCCAACGUGAGCCGCUUCCUGGCCGCGCUGGUCUUCUCCUGGAUGGCCGACCGGAUGCUCGCCUCCGGCUCCUUCUCCCUCACCGCCGUGCGCAAGAUCUCCACCACCCUCGGGGAGCUGGUUCCCGGCAUGCUGUGCCUGGUGCUGACCCACGUGGGCUGCAGUGCCUCCGCCGAGGUGGCCAUCAUGACGCUGGUUUCCGCCUUCAACGGGGCGGCCGCCGCUGGACCGCUCGCCAACAGCGUCGACCUGGCGCCCAACUUUGCAGGGACUGUGAUGGCCAUCAUCAGCCUGCUGUCCAUGUGCUCCGGCUUCCUCGUGCCCACCGUCGUCAGCUGCUUCGUCUCCGACCAGCCGCGGACGCUGUCGGAAUGGCGUCCAGUGUUCGGGGUGACGUCUGCCGUAUCGCUGACGAGUUGCGUGGUGUACCUGGCUGCGGGCAGCGGCGAGGUGCAGCCCUGGAACCACGCGCCGGGUGCCGCCGGUCGGCACGACCAGCGCGACCAGGAGCUGCGGCUGCGCCCCGACCGCGACCACGACCAGAACCACGACCACGACCGCGAGGACGAGGCCGCCUGAGCAGCCGCACCGCCUGCUGCCUACUACUUCACUGCCACCAGCCGCGCCCCCGCUGCUGGGCUCACCGCGAUCACUGCCGGCUGUCGCCGACGUUUACAGAAUAGCUGACCUCAGAGUACAAGUGCCUUACUCUACUACAGAUCCCUAUGUAAAGCACGCAAACUGAAUGUGUGGAUUACUACCUUCGUGUGUUUUGAACUAAAAUAGAUGAACAUUUCUCAUGCUGGGAAAUCACAAGGAGCGUUAUGUUUUAUUUGGCAAAACCUUUAUAAAGCCAAUACCGCAUAAAUAUUUCUUCACUUACAACCAGUUCCGAAAGACUUUCCCGUCAUGUUCGGGUCUCUAAAAUUUUUUGUUAUAAAACUUCUUCAUUUUGAGUUGGAGUUUCACACUCAUGAGUUGUUACGUUAAUGGAUAAAAAUGUAACACAUUAUACAAAAGCUCGUCACGAAUAAAACAUUUAAAAUCAAGAAACACAUGGCAAUGUGCGCAUAUGUAGUACUCACAGAUUAUUGUUACGUCGUAAAAUUAGCGGUACACAAUAAAAUGCGUAGUAGCAGGUAACAUUCCUCUGUGAGCGCAACAUAUGCACAUGUGCCAUGUGCACAAAAUGUUUUUUUUAAAUAUUUUAUUUACGACGAACUUUUGUGUAAUGUGCGACAUUUUAUCCACUAACAUGACAGCUUGGCGUGAGGUUCCAGCUCAAAAUGAACACGUUUUAUCAGAAAAAUUGAUGACCUGAAGGUCAGAGCAAUGUCUGUCGAAACCAGUUGUUGUAAAUAAAUAAAUAUUUACGUUAGCUUGGUUUUAGAAAGUUUUUACCUAAUAAAAUAGACAUGGAAGUCACCACUUGAGCUGUGAGGCUGUAUUUUUAAAUUGACGACGGGUUUCGCACUGACAAAUGGCCGUCAUCAGGUGAAGUUAGUCGUGUGAUGCCACCGUGAGUGCCUCGAGACCGAGUGAUGUCAGGGCGAAAUAACCGUCUACUAAUCGGAUGGUAUGGAACUGCUGUAUUUCUUUGCGUUGAAACCAUUAUAAAGCGUCAUCAUUAGCACUAACACUGGCAACAACAGCGUGAAAUACUGGUUCAAGUCUGCACCUUCCAGCAGCAUCUAUGUGGUGUAAUGAAUGAGAAGUGUUAGCAAUCUGAUAAACUUAGGACAAUGCUAGUAUCGAUAGCUUAAGUAUUUUCAAAGUGGACUAUGCGAGUAAUAAUUUUACCGUCAAGUAAAUCCAGAAGCUAGUUUAGUUUCUAGUUUUCUAGUAUUUGUUAUGGAUUUCUAUGUUCUCUUUGAAUCUGACAAGUUGACUGGACUCCUUACUUCAACUGUUGUAUUGAAUGAACAUCAAGUUUUCAUAUUUUGGUAUAAAUGUUGAUUGAACUUGAGUUAUUAUAGUAAUUUAUAAACUUCUAUGAAUCUAUUAAAGAAAGUUUACUACGUUCUUUCUUAAUGAGAGACUAGAGAUGCCGUGCAAUUGUGAAAUCCAGAUGUGCCAAUGUUAUAAAUGCUGUUAGUUCAAAUUUAAAACAUCUUCGGCUUAUCAUACUGUUCAGUUGUUCCAGCUGGGUAUCUCAUUUGUUUUUUAUUUUAUGAACUGAUAAUAAAUAAAAAUUUAUAUC